Messenger RNA from Aureobasidium melanogenum CBS 110374, 2907 nucleotides. Its product is annotated as WD40 repeat-like protein. Gene Ontology annotation, molecular function: protein binding; RNA binding. Lineage: Eukaryota; Fungi; Ascomycota; Dothideomycetes; Dothideales; Saccotheciaceae. The transcript has 2 exons. The coding region runs from base 1 to 2907 and encodes 968 amino acids. The record is from RefSeq and is a predicted model, not a curated record. Gene Ontology annotation, cellular component: nucleolus. Gene Ontology annotation, biological process: positive regulation of rRNA processing; positive regulation of transcription by RNA polymerase I.
AUGUCCGACACACAAUUGAAAAGAAAGCGCUCCCAGCGUGACAAGGCUCCUGCUACCACCUUGCCCAAGCGCCAAAAGAGCGACCAUCUCGACCAGGACACGGCUACAACCACUCCCAAACCCGUCAAGACGCAAACACCAAAGUCUACACCGAAGACGCAGAUCAUUGAUCAACUCACCACACCCUCUACAAACCUCCCACAAACUGCUGGCUCGGCCGAACAGAAUGCGCUACAAGUAGUCACCACUCCAGGUCAAGGGAAAAAGGCGAGGCGAGGCAGAAGAAAGGGCACCGAUCGCGUUGCCAUCGACCAGGCCCAGAUUGUCGACAAGCCACAAGCAAGAGUUGACGGCAGGUCGCCAUGGUCGCUCUCCAAGCCCUUGGGAGGCAGGUUCGUUUUGCACGAUCCUGUCUUCUCCCAGGACGAGAGUUGCAUCUUUGCGUCCAACGGCCGAGAAAUCGAGGUUCUGUCAAUUGCCACAUCGCUGGUCGAGAGGAAACUGCCUGGUCCCGAUCGCUCUGCCACUGCUUUUGCUGUUUCGACCGCUGAUGAUGAGGAACUCUACAUUGCUUCAUCCACUGGUCGUGUUCAGCGCUGGAACUGGAUCACCGGCUCGCCUGUAGAAGACGAUAUCAAGUUCGAGGGUGCCAUCUCUGCCUUGGCCGCUGUACCCUCAGAAGAUGCUUCACAAGAUAUUCUGUACGCCAUCUGCCAUGAUGAGGAGGACUGGAACAUCGUCAUUGGAGGCCGCACUAUCUACACAUCCAAGGACUCUCUGAGCCAUCUCCGCGUCGAAGGACAAUUCAUCGUUGCUGCUACAGCGACGAAACUGGUCGUUGGUAAACGUGUUUCUUCCGAAGACUCUCCUCGUUACGACUUUGUCGAGAUCACAGUUUCUGCUGGCGUGACAAGUCUCGAGUGCAGAACCGAAUCUAGCGAGUCGAAGAAGGGAAAGACAGAAAACAUCUCGGUCGCGGUCGGAAACGUCUCUGGUGAAAUCUUCCUCUACGAAAAUGUUUACCCUUCAAACAAGAACGCUGAGUCUUUGACUCCUCGCACCCUCCAUUGGCACCGCGAGGCUGUCGCAACUGUCAAAUGGUCCAAGGAUGGAAACUAUCUCAUUUCUGGUGGCCGCGAGACGGUUCUCGUGCUCUGGCAAUUAUCGACCGGCAAAAAGCAGUUCCUUCCUCACUUGACCGCCGAGAUUGAGCGUCUUACUGUUUCGCCGAACGGUACCUCAUAUGCCAUUCAACUCGCCGACAAUUCAGUCAUGGUUCUUUCUACCACUGAACUCAAGCCCAUUGCCAACUUUGCUGGACUCCAGGCUCAAUCGUGUGUUGACAAGAACACUUCCGCUCAGGUCGACACUGAGAAGAGCUUCUUGCGAGCUGCUGCUGCCACCUUGAAUCCUCUAUCUCCUGACCAACUUCUGCUAUCUGUACCUGCCUCUACCAACGAAUCCUCUCAGCACAACUCAUCCGCCGCCCCCCGACCUUUCCUCCAGACUUAUGAUAUCUCCAACGACCGUCACAUCUCCCGCCAGGCAUUGACUCGCAACAUGGUCACGGAUUACAACAAGGGCCCUGAAGGUAAUCGCAUCAAGGUUCCUGAUGUUGCCUUCCUCCAGGUCAGCCACGAUGGACAAUGGCUUGCUACAGCCGAGCACUGGUCUCCUCCUUACCCUGAUGUUGAAUACUUGGCCGCUGACAAGUCCUCCAACGAUGAACAACGUCUUUUCCGUCGUGAAGUCUACCUCAAGAUCUGGCGCUGGGAUUCUGAACGCAACAUUUGGGCUCUGGAGACAAGAAUCGAUAGCCCUCAUCAGCUAGGCGACGAUGCUCAGCCUGGUCGCGUGCUCAAUCUUGUUGCUGACCCUGUCGAGGUUGGUUUCGCAAGUGUAGGUGAAGACAGCUGUGUUCGCAUCUGGAAGCCCAAGACUCGCCUUCGCAAUGGCAUUGUCGUUCGUGGUAGCAAGGCAGAAGGUCUCGUCGACUGGUCAUGCCGUCACUCGAUCCCUCUUGACCGUAGUCUUGAGCUGGCUGAAGUCCCAGAUCAAUCCCGCCUCCUCCCUCCCCCCAAGGGCGCUGCCCUGGCAUACUCCGAAGACGGUUCUGCCAUUGCCGUCUCUCAAGCUUUCGAGCACGUCAGCGAAACCCCUACCGUACACUUUAUCAACACAACCGAUGGAGCUACUGAGCAAGCACGCUCCGGCUUCUUCACCGGCACUGUCCGCGCUCUCGCAUUCCUCGACCGCCACCUUAUCGUCCUUGCCGAUCAAACCAUUGCAGUCUGGGAUAUCGUGGAUGAAGUGCAACUCUACUGCAUCAAUCUCGAACGCGCUGCAAGAUUUGGCACCUCCAUUCUUACCACAAACCCCGACGACAAGACUUUUGCUGUGUCAGUGAAAACAAAGGGCGGUGCUUCUCGUGUGCAAAUAUUCAGCCCUACAAACUCUGCUCCACAGUUCAAUCAAUCAUUGCCAUAUCCGGCUUCGGCUGUGUUAGCUGCUAAGGGAAGAAGAGGCUACAAGGUCUUGACUACUGCUGCCGAGGUCUUCACUCUUGUCCCUCGUGCUGCUGCUCCCUCCCUCAAUGGCGUACGCACACGUCGCGGCAAGCGCGCUGGAGCCGCCACUCCCUCUGCCAUUGCCACAUCCACUGCACCCAUCUCAACAUCUACUCCUGCGCUCCCCGAAGACAUGGAGGUAGAAGCACAGCCCGCUGAUGUGUUCCUCCUUGAGAACGACGAAGAAGCCGAUAAACCCGUUGUCAGACCUGAGCAACUUGCUCAAGUGUUUGAUAAGGAUAACAUUGCGCUUAUGCCGGUUAGCGAGAUGUUUAAUGCUGUUGUUGGGUUGUUUGCUAGGAAACCUAGAGCUGUUGUUUCUGUUUCUGCUGCUGCGUAG